Molecule: messenger RNA, 663 nt
Organism: Emiliania huxleyi CCMP1516
Lineage: Eukaryota; Haptophyta; Isochrysidales; Noelaerhabdaceae
Exons: 1
Biological process (GO): adenylate cyclase-modulating G protein-coupled receptor signaling pathway
Cellular component (GO): heterotrimeric G-protein complex
Molecular function (GO): GTPase activity; G-protein beta/gamma-subunit complex binding; guanyl nucleotide binding
Source: RefSeq, a predicted model, not a curated record
CUCAGCGCCGACCCGGGCGUGCAGGACGCCAUGGCGCGCGGCGCCGAGCUGCAGCUCAACGACUCGACGAGUUACUUUUGGGAGCGGGCCGGGGACAUCCUCCGGUCCGACUUUGUGCCCAACGAGCAGGACAUCCUCCGCGCACGCGUGCGUACCACUGGCAUCGUGCAGCAGAACUUCGCCAUCGACGGCCGGCGGUACACCAUGUUUGACGUGGGCGGCCAGCGCAACGAGCGGCGCAAGUGGAUCCACGUCUUUGACGGCGUGACUGCAAUCAUCUUUGUGACGGCUCUCUCCGAGUUUGACCAGGUGCUCUUUGAGGACGAGACCAUCAACCGGAUGGACGAGGCGCUGCUCCUCUUUGAACAGAUCCUUGGGCACAAGUCCUUCCGCAACACCUCGAUCAUUCUCUUCCUCAACAAGCGCGACCUCUUCGAGGAGAAGCUGAAGCGAGGCGUGCCGCUGACCGCAUGGGACAAGGACUACUCGGGUGGCAACGACUACCACACAGCUCUCGACCACGUCAAGGCGCGAUUUCUUGCGCUCAACAAGCGGCCCGAGCAGCGCCAGAUCUACGCACACGCCACGUGCGCCACCGACACGGACAACGUCCAGUUCGUGAUGGCGUCAGUUUUCGACAUCAUCCUCAAGGAGAAUCUGCGC